Messenger RNA from Exaiptasia diaphana, 3795 nucleotides. RefSeq lists its product as uncharacterized. The record is from RefSeq and is a predicted model, not a curated record. Lineage: Eukaryota; Metazoa; Cnidaria; Anthozoa; Actiniaria; Aiptasiidae. The coding region runs from base 340 to 3282 and encodes 980 amino acids. The transcript is spliced from 12 exons.
UUAGAUAYAGCUCUCCUUAGCAACAAAGGUAUUCGUCUCAGACUUCCCGGCCUCUUGAUCAAUAACCAUUUGUCAUUAUMGAUUAACUAACCUUAAUGACCUUUAUAUUGCUUGAGUUKARCAAAUUGCGAAAAAUCACCUUGUUUACCUAGUGAAAUAUGUCUACAGACAGCAAAASAAGAGAGUAACMUCUUCMUUUUGAGAAGGUGACUUCAAUUUAUCGCGUUACACGUUGUCAUUGCCAUUUGACACAUUCUAAUUUUGAAGCAAUAUCCGCAGGACUAGUUCUAGUAGAUGACAGUUUGAACAUCUUCUCUGGACAUUUAAAUACGCCGUGCUAUGGGAGUUUCAGACAUUGAAACGCUUCGAGGGCUAGUAGAUUCUUCUUUACGUUCUCCAGAGUACGGAAUAGUUAAUUUUCAUCAUCUACACAAAGUUUUACAUGGAAUUUUGAGUCAUUUGGGACUUCAUUACGACGGCAAACAGCUCGCCAGUAAUGAGACCUCGGAGAAAAWCUCRCAAUUCUCGGCGRUUGAAUCUGAUGAAGGAAAGCGAGUGGGUGAUGCAGAAAAUUAUGUUGAAAGGUCAGAGAAUGUUGUUGAUAUACAGCAAGAAUCAAAACAAUCUCAUGGUGACGGAGUUGAACCAAAGGARACGAAUCAAGAAGGCCAAGAAGUCGAGAAACUAAAAUCUCAUCAGCGACAUCUUGAAAGCAAGAUCAGCAAUCUUGAAGACAAACUCAAACUACUUGAUGAAUUUCCUUCCAACAAGACAAUAAUACAAGAAGCACAGCAGAGUACCYCYCCYGAYGCUAAAGAAAGCACACUCUCAGGGAUUUGGCAGUUUAUGAAAAUAAACAGAAGACUKCAAGCUGCAGAGGAUGCUAUCGACCGUAUCAUGUCCAUUUUAAAUGAAUUCCUUGGAAGCGGUCAAGGAAAAUCUCUCASUGYMAUAUCAGACAGCAUUCAAGACUUGUCCUCRGAGCUACAGCAACUUAAAGACCAGCUCAAGGAUUCACCAUCUCAAUUCGAUGGCUUGUUGAAGAGAGAAGAUUURAAUAAAUGCAUUGAUGGUCUUGCUACAAAAGAUGAACUCCAAGARUAUGUGAAAUGGCCUGCUUUGGAGGAAGCUUUGCAAAUCAAGAAGGACAAAAACAAGGAGAACUCUUCCAAAGAAGUCAACAUUAUGAAUUUGGAUGACCAGAAAGAAGAGAAGGAAGGAGAGAGACCAAAAACCUCCCCAGCUCCUCCUACACAGACCCCAGUCCCUCUGUCUGAGGUACCAAAGACGGCAAUGACAAGUGAAGGCGCACAGGAGAAGGACAAAGAUGUUAUUCUUGAUGACAAAAAAGAUCACAAAGAAGAAGCAAAGAUCAUUAGUGAUGACAGCAAACAUGAUCAAGAUGAUGACAAAAAUACWCACCCCUCCCCUGAACUGGUUGAGUGUUUAAGGCGCAUUAGCGAGCURCAUGAUCAACACAAUAAGAUGAGUGAGGUUAUUGAAACCAAAAUGGACAAAGUGAAUCUUGUUAUACCUCCAGACUUGCAAGACCAACUGGAUGAGCUGAAGAAAGGUUUUGAAACUCUCCUUCAAAAUGGCGCUCAAGCUAAURCAGACCCCCAAGGCAUCAAAAACGUCGCACUGGACAAUAAAGACAAGAUUGACACAUUACGACGAGAGUUAGCUGCUCUUUCCCGUCAGGCCAAGCAAACCUACAUCGAACGACCACCUGCACCACCCCCAGCAAUAGAUAACGAGGCUUUGCUUGCCAUUCAAARAAAGCUGACAGAUCUGGAAACCAAUCAAGACAGUAGUAAUGAUAGUACAGAAAAGAAGAUAGCAGAGCUGCUAGAAAACCUCAGCAAUAAGCAGAAUCUAAUCGAAGCGCUCUACAAACAAAUCCAAACGUUACAUGAYAUCAAAGCAGACAAAGAGAACGUUGCUAUAGAGAUGGACUACAAAGCAGACAAAGCUGCUUUAGAAAGUAAAGUUAACACUUCAACCUUCGAUACUACAUUCACCAUGCUYGACGAGGGACUGCGAGAGGCUUUGCAGAAAAUGGAUGACUACUUGAACGAGGAAUUGGCUCURAAAAACGCAUUGAAACAGUUGUCUUGUGAUAUGAAAGAGAAAAUGGACAACGAAGCAUUUAAAGCCAUGCAGAAUUAUCUUGAGAAACGUAUCGCUGAUGUACAGAAAUCACGGACAAUGAUCGCACGUGAGGCGAACGUCGACUUAAAUAACGCAGCAGGAUUACGUAGGCCGUUGGUUAACUUCCACUGCAUCUCAUGCAAUCGACCUGUUGAUGUUAAGUACAACUCGAACGUUGAACCSUCUUUACCAAAAGCUGACAGUAUUCACAUCAAGAAAUCCAAAGGACCAUACCUUAGUUAUGAAAUAGACCAGCUUCGUCAUAUCCAUCGUGGACAACAACCAUUGCUCCGUCCUGAUCAUAGGCUGACCAGCGAUACGUUUUCUAUGAGUAGACCAUGUGGCGGUAGUCAUACUGUUACAAGUCAACAGUUACGUAAACCUGUACGUAUCCACAACGCACAGGCGGCGCACUCAGUUAAUGGUUCAAGUCGAGAGGAACCAGUGACUUAUCCCAACUGGACUCGAGAGGUGUCAAUCAUCGACGUUCUGAAAGGAACAGACGGUCAUGUUUACAAAGGAAGAUACAGGACAAUACCACCAAUCGUAAAAGCAAAGGGACACAARCAUACACCUUCAGAAAGUGACCUUCCCCCUCUAAGAAAUGACCCCAGUCCACCCCUGACGGGACACAAAUGGAGCUCCGAGCCUGAGCUAUCGCGUCCGCGGGAUGAGGUCGAAUUGGGUGAAGYGAAACAAUCCACUUAUAUCAAUACAUCGAAACCCCUUACACCACCAACAACAACCAACGCCUCACCAAACUCUCGCUAUAAGAGAGUUUUAAGCCAACGACAGUCAGACUUAGGGUCUAGUGCAAUUCCUUCGCCGUCACCUCCAACAGCGAGGGAGAAUGAGUACCAACGUAGAAUCGACAGAGAAGAGUUUUUAGAAAAGCAGCAGCAAGAGCUUGCCGACGAAAGAUUGUUUUCUCCCCGCAAAGAAUAUCGUGGUGUCCAGCCAAGAACCAGCGAGAAUGACAGCAUGGGAGAAACCGUCGAAAAUAUGUACUCRCCUCACUCCCCCAAACUGACCCGYCUAACCAAAAGUGGUGGAAAUAGCCAAAACGUUAUUGGUSUMGAUUUGACAAAAAGACAAAURAGUGUUGAUAGUGUUGAUGACGUCAUGUCAUAGCACUGGCAUAUCCUCGUUCGUCUUACGAUUCUGAAAGAUAACAAGGAAAAACGGGAGUGUACAAAGCUUGAAAGACGUUAUGUUUGUAUGACGUAUUCUAUGAACCAGUGAUGUCAUGGGAAAGCGCAUACCAUAAAGUCGUCAAUGAAAUAUGAGAAUCAUUUACGCAUAAGCUCUUAAAAGAACAAGAAAAGGAGUUUAUAUCUGUGUCAUAAGGGAUAGACUAGGUUCCGUUUAAUGACUCAUUGACGUGCUUUCCAGAGUUUUCUUUCCUGCCUAGUCCAGAUACUAUGAUAAUCAUUAGAUUGUAGACGUUAACUUAUCUUAACUUUAAUGAGUCAGCAUUGAUUGGAAAGGAAUCACUGCUUACAUGAUACGCUUAUGGAUUCAUCAGUGAGUUUUUGAGCACGUAUUUUGUAUCGAAGAGGACAUCACUGACAUUCUGUAAAAUCUAUAUUACAAAAGAUGUAAAGAUUUACGUGAGUUACACCAUUAAAAUCUAGUAUCAAUUCA